AUAGAGCUUUCAAGAUGUCGAGUUGGAAAGAUUUUUUGAUGCGACUGUUUACAUGAAACUUUGGUAGGCGCUAGCUCUGAUCUCCGCUAACACUAUCAGCUUCUCUUAGAAAAGUUAUCUCUAACUUGUGUUGGAUCAGCGGUUUGGUGUAAACUAAUUUCUCGUCAAAUUUAAGGAUGGGUCAGACUCUCUCAGAACCUGUCACUACUAAAGAUACUUCCUCUUGUUCAAACAAAUUGUACAAAGUUGGUUCUUCCUGCAUGCAGGGAUGGAGAAUAAACAUGGAGGAUUCCCAUACAGAGAUUUUAUCUCUAAAAGAGGACAAAGGCACAGCUUUUUUUGGAGUUUAUGAUGGGCAUGGAGGUGCACGGGUAGCGCAGUAUUGUGGGAGAAGCAUUCACACAAAAAUUACAUCUCAUCCUUCCUGGGCAAAGGGAAAUAUUGGUGAAGCAAUAAAAGGAGGCUUCUUAGCUUGUGAUACUGACAUGCAGAAAGAUGAUCAGAUGAAGGAUGAAAUGGCUGGAACAACUGCCAUAGUCAUAAUCCUCAAAAAUAACAAGAUUUAUUGUGGAAAUGUUGGAGACUCUAGAGCCAUUGCAUCAAAAAAGGGAGCAGUGGAACAACUUUCCUUUGAUCAUAAGCCAAGCAAUGAUGAUGAAACAAGAAGAAUCAUAGCUGCUGGGGGCUGGGUGGAGUUUAACAGAGUUAAUGGCAACUUAGCAUUGUCAAGAGCACUUGGAGAUUUUUGCUUCAAGAGGAAUGACAAGAAAUCACCAGAGGAGCAGAUUGUAACAGCUCUGCCUGAUGUGAUACAGAAAGAAAUUACACCGGAUCAUGAAUUUAUUGUCUUAGCUUGUGAUGGUAUCUGGGAUGUUCUGUCCAAUCAAGAAGUAAUCGAUUUUGUAAGAAUUAGGAUAGCUCAAAAAAUGGAACCUGAACAGAUUUGUGAAGAGCUUCUUACGAGAUGCCUUGCCCCAGAUUGUCAGAUGGGAGGCCUUGGCUGCGACAACAUGACAGUGAUUAUCGUUUGUUUAUUACAAGGAGGAACAUACGAAGACCUCUGCCUAAAAUGUUCAAGACCGAGUGACUCUAGUUCUGCUUAUAACGGCAACUCGGCGCCAUUUUAUUCUUGACAUUAAUGUCGGCAUGGGUUCACUGUUUCUGUUGGAGAUAUGAGCAAGUUUGCGGUGGAGGAUAAGGGCAUGUUUUAUAGAAGUUAGAGGUUGACGAGGUUAAGAUUAAAGCAGUGAAAGUAUUUAGUUGGACUACGGCAAAGCACAAAAGGAGAGAGCGAGAUGUCAAACGUUGUGUGACAUGUCAAAGGAGUUGUGUGCUCUUCGUGGACUUUGCUGCAGCAGAGUGAUUGUACAAUGAUGGAUUUUAACCCUUGAAUGUUUCCUUUUUCCUUUUCUUUUUUGUGUUGUAUUUUUCUAUUUUUAAGGGAGUCAAUUUGCCAAAGUAAAUAGUGGCUUAUCGUAGAAAACCUGGCCCUCCAUUGAAGGUAUGAUCGUCGUGGAUUCGGUUGCAUUUCAAACCAGACUGUGGAUCACGUGGCGGAAGGGAGCCAUUCCUAUUCUGGAGGGAUGGUUCGAAAUGGAAUUACCAGCAUCUUUCGUUCAAAUGGACGGCACAAAGUUGCGUCCGUUUUUCCACAAACUAAAGGGUACUCAUCAAUGAAGGAUCAAGUGCCAGCGAACUGACACUCUUCCUGAAGUAAGGAGAACACUCCGGGAUAAGCGACGGCUUGAGUGUCACUCUGCACCCUCAAAGUUAAGCGCUGAAAAUCAAGCAUUAAGUUAUCAGCGCUGGUAUUUAAUUUAACGUGCGAUAGUCAUUAGGAAAGAGUCAUACGAGUUCAUCCUGAUAGUAUGAGGGUGAUAGUUUUGUGGUUUGAAUAGGGAAGAAAAAAAAUUUUGUCGAAAUAUUUUUGUGAUAAAUUAGUCAGGUGCCACACGUUAUUAAUUCGUGGUCGCUAUUCAACAGAUUCAAUGUCCAUUUAAAAUGUUGGCCAACUGGCGUCGUCUUUUUUCUCGAAGAACUUUGUUACUCCUCUCAAUUACAGUUUCCGUUUAUGCAGCCAAGAUAGCUCGGGAAGUCGGGAUCAGAGUCGGAGCGCUUCGGGCUUGAACCGAGUGGUGCUAUCGAGCCUUGGCACGGACCACUGGGCCGGGAUGAUGUUACAAAGAACGCGUCGUUUCGUGAAUUGAGACUAACAUUCUUUAGUGAUUUACGGAUGUGAUUUUUUAUAUGCGCGCUAUUUUAACUGAACUUGGUUUUCAGUCGCGGUUAUUUAAGGGGAGGGCUGGGGUGUAGAUAAUUUUUUUUUUUUAACGAGAAACCGUUUUUCUUUAAGUUUAGCGUGGUAGUUUAAAGUUUUUUUUUUUUUUUUAGUAUUGAUGGUCUCUUUCGCAAACUUUAUUUGAAGUGUCGCAAAACACUUCUAACAGAGGAAGUUUUGCGUGAUUUCAGGUCAAUGACUGCGUGACAGACUUUUCGCCGAAUGUGUUGGGCUUGUAUGGUAACGCAAGCUGGAUGUAAAUAAGUAGUAAAUCAAUUUUUCUACAAAAGCGUUGAUUUGAUUUGAUUAUUGUACGUUUAUGUUGGGUUG
Messenger RNA from Pocillopora verrucosa, 2608 nucleotides. RefSeq names its product probable protein phosphatase 2C T23F11.1. Lineage: Eukaryota; Metazoa; Cnidaria; Anthozoa; Scleractinia; Pocilloporidae. Gene Ontology annotation, molecular function: cation binding; protein serine/threonine phosphatase activity. Gene Ontology annotation, biological process: protein dephosphorylation. The record is from RefSeq and is a predicted model, not a curated record.